Phasianus colchicus (ring-necked pheasant) is the source of this 7856-nucleotide messenger RNA. It is a transcript of the gene SHROOM2, whose product is annotated as shroom family member 2. Gene Ontology annotation, biological process: actin filament organization. The record is from RefSeq and is a predicted model, not a curated record. Gene Ontology annotation, cellular component: cortical actin cytoskeleton; apical junction complex; adherens junction. NCBI's taxonomy places the organism in Eukaryota, Metazoa, Chordata, Aves, Galliformes, Phasianidae. Gene Ontology annotation, molecular function: actin filament binding.
GCCGCCGGUAGAGGCGCAGCCCCGGCCCCGACGGGCGGUGCGGGGGCGCCAUGGAAGACGUGGGGCUGCGGAGCGGGCGGGAGCGGCUCCCCGGCGCCGUGCUGGCGGAACCCGUGGUGCUGAUGGUGGAGCAGCGGGCGGCCGAGGGCUACAGGCUGGUGGAGGUGCUGCUGACCGGCGGCGCGCCGUGGGGCUUCACGCUGAAAGGCGGACGGGAGCACGGCGAGCCCCUCAUCAUCACCAAGAUUGAAGAUGGGAGUAAAGCUGCUUCUGUGGACAAGUUGCUGGCAGGGGAUGAAAUUGUUGGCAUCAAUGAUGUGGGCCUCUCUGGGUUCCGACAAGAAGCAAUCUGUCUGGUGAAAGGCUCGCACAAGACACUAAAGCUUGUAGUAAAAAGAAGAAAUGACCUAGCCUGCAGGCCUCACUCCUGGCACGCAACCAAGUUUACAGAAAGUCAGCCUGAGACAGCCACGUCACACCUUCCUUCAUCCAAUGCCUGCACUUCUUGGCAUUCACGGUAUCAUGCAAGCUGUUCUUCUCAUGACCUGUCAAACUCAUGGGAUCAGUCAAGUCUCCAUCGUGCGUCUGACCAGUUCAGCUCUUUGGGCAGUAUGGACAGCUGGGACCAAACACCACAAGUAGCCCAGUAUGGAAGACUUUCUUCUGCAAGGUCUAAUAGUAGCAUUGACCAUCUAGGGAGCCAAAAUAAGCGGGAUUCAGCCUACGGGUCUUUUUCCACAAGUUCUAGCACCCCUGACCACACUCUAUCCAAUUCAGACACUUCUUCAACAGAGAAUAUGCUGUAUAAAGUAAGCCACUGGGAGACAUCUAAACAUGGAAAUAAGUCUGGACAGUUUCUGAACGAUUACAGUGGGAUAGAGGACAAACCUGGAUAUUUGCCAGCUCCCAUCCAGUACGAGAAUAACAGAAGUCCCAGAAUAGAGGAACACCCUGAUGUCAAGCUUGCUGGCUCUGGAAGAUCCAGUUUUGGGCCUGUCUGGUAUGUUCCAGAUAAAAGGAAGUCUUCCUCUCCUCCCCCACCACCUCCACCUCUCCGUAGUGACAGCUUUGCUGCUACCAAAGGACAUGAGAAGGCCCAGGGCCCUGCAUAUUCAGAGAGUGCCAGCACACAGCACUUUACAGCCCUGAACCGAUCUCAGACCAGGAAUGACUGGAACUCAGAAACUGUGGAACAGCAACGGCGGCCUUCCAGAGCAUGUGACAGGAAGGUCAGUGGCUCAAACUAUAAAUCAGAUCUCAGUUCGGAACAUGCUUUUUCUGCAGUUGGUGAAAGGUACAAUAGUAAUGCAGGAACUGUGAGCAAGCUGCAGUCAUCCUUGUCCAGCACUGAUGUUCGUUUUGCACAGCCUGCUUACAGUUACCACCACCAGCACCAGUACAGUGAUGAAAGCACUUUUUUUCAUAACACAAGAAUGUUAGCUGCGCCUAAAGAUCAGCAACCUUUUCUCUCCUAUGGUGGUAUUCAAGAGUUGCCUACUGAUCAUUUUCAUGGAUACAAUCUAAACCACACCAGGCUGCUCAACGCUUGCUCUUCUUCAAACAGUGCUGCUGAACAGAAGGCAGACAACACUGGACAGAGUCGCUAUUAUUGUGUGACAGCAAAACAGCCUGCUCAGGGAAGUUCAAAGCCACUGCAGCUCAAGGAUGACAACUGGAAACCUGCAGCGGGAGCUGAUGUUUCUCUUGGACCUUAUGAAAAUCCUGCAGUUGUCACAAUGGUCCAAAAACCAAAAUGCUAUCUACCUCAACAGUCUGUUGAAUCUUCUGUGGAAGGGUGUGAGAACAGUAGUCAUUACACAGUGGACAGAGAGGGGGAUGUUAGGUUUGCUGUAGUAGAAGAGAUUAUAAAAAUGAAUCACGCUGAAAAAUCUGGGCAGAAGAAAAGCUUUGAGAGCAGCUUUGAGGAAAGUGAGAUGAGGUACUGUCAACAGGAGUAUGGAAAGGGCUGUGCCCUUACUACUGAGAACAGGCCCGCUCAGAAAGACUUCAGGUGGGGAAAAGAUGAGAGUAGCAAGAUCUCUCCUCAGAGGACCCCAAUGUUGCAUUCUUUGGCUCAGGAAGGCAAAAAGCACUCUGAUGGCAGCCCAGAAGCUGUAACAGAGCGUCAGCCCCCAUUUGACAAUCACUUGUCUAAACAGGCACGAAGGAGCGACCGUUUUGCAACAACCCUGAGAAAUGAGAUCCAAAUGAGAAGGGCAAAGCUACAGAAAAGUAGAAGCACGGCUACUUUAAUAGGGUCAUCUGAGACGGAGGAGUGCAGCGAGAACGGGAAGCCAGAUGCAGCAGAAAAUGUGAACGCCUCCCCAGAUACGAACUUUACUAGCACCUACAAAGAUCACCUGAAGGAAGCACAGGCCAGAGUUCUGCGGGCAACUUCCUUCAAACGGCGGGACUUGGAGCCCAGCCCUGCUGAAUAUCCCCCCAGGUCACCAGAACGGAAAGCUGGUAGUUACAACUCUUCAUUAUUGGCUUUGGUUUCUGAAGAUGUGUCUGGAUUCCUUGAGGCUACACAAGCUAAACCGAAUCCUACAGGGAGUGGCACUCAUCACGUUUCUCGCAUUGGAGCCAGGAAGAGGUUCACAACAGAACAAAAACUGAAAUCUUACUCUGAACCGGAGAAGAUGAAUGAAGUGGGGAUGUCAGAGGAUGAGUGUCGUGCCCACUGCCAUCCAGAAACAUCUGAAGAAGGCUUGGGUUCAUUUGCAGACAGGUGGAAGUUCUUUGAAGAAACGAGUAAGCCUGCGAGUAGAAAGCCCGCACAGAAACCAACUCCCCACAGCCUAACUGAGGGAUUGCCUGAGAGGGCGGACAGGAAAGCUUACGGCGGGCAGGAGGGAGACGAGUCCUGGCAUGAGAGAAGAGGUCAGGCAGCUUCUGUUGGACUUGAAACUGCACAUGCUCCAAAAGGUAGCAUCCACCACAGCAGCAGCAGUAAGGCUGCAGAUAGGACUGUGAAAUCUCAACAGCCACAGCGUCUGGGAACCUUUGCCGAGUAUCAGGCAUCGUGGAAAGAGCAGCGGAAGCCCAUCGAGGCAAGGAGUUCAGGAAGGUACCAUUCAGCAGAUAACAUCCUUGAUGUCAGCCACGAACAGCAUGAGAAAGCCCAGUACACCCAUGAGAGAUCUAGAUCAUCUCCUUCAACUGAUUUCUACAAACAGGAAGUUGCAGUUGAAGUAAGGAGGCAAGCAGAGGAUUUAAAGGAAGAUGGGGAGCGUAUUUUCUCUAAAAUUAACAAUCUGGAUGAAAGGAACAACUGUGUAAGGCAAGCUGGUAUCGGGGCCCUAAGAGAAAACCCACGGGAAAAAAGGGAUCAGCUGGGCCAGAAUAUAGGCCACAAGUGGAAGGCAUCUGUCAGACCUCUGCAUGCAAGAGAGCCGACGGUUUUGUCUCACGAAAGCCGCGGGAGAUCUGGGACAUUGCCUAGUGAUUACAGAUACUCUCAGGAAAACGUGAAUGAGAAGAGCAAGGACUGCAGUUUGCCUCACCUCGCGUGUUCUGAGCCGCAGUCCUUGAACGAGAACCACUGCUAUCUGUCCCAGGGCACCAGAGAGGAAAAUCACAGAACAGAGCCGGCACUGCUCAAUAAGAAACGUGGACCUGCUCCUCAGAGGCCUCCACCACCCAAAAGAGAUAAAUACAGGCGACCAGAUAAUUCUGCACCAUCGCUUGGUGCCUCUUCUGAAUCCUUGUUGGCAGCACCCAGCCACCCCUUUCCGUCCUCUUCCCCCAGCUCUGCCAAAGUGUUUACGAGUCACUCAUCUCUCUGUCAGAGUCCUGCAGUUUUCAAUGGAAAACUAAAGAGUGAUAAUCCACAGGAACUUCUGCAGGCGUCAUCCACAGAGAAUGUUUGUCAGCACUUAGAAGAAAAAACGCACCUUAAGUCCGAAUCUGUGUUAACUUCCAGCAAGUAUCGGUACCUUCAGAAACCUGACAUGGAGACAUCGAGGUCCCCUUCUCCUCAGUUUGCACCACAGAAGCUCACUGAUAAACCUCCUGUGUCUGUACAGGAUGACAACCCAGCCAGAAUUGAAAGAGUUAUAGACAACAAUACUACAGUGAAAAUGGUUCCCAUCAAGAUAGUUCAUUCAGAGAGCAGUGCAGAAAAGGAGAGCCGGCAAAGUCUUGUGAGUACAAUGGAACCACCUGCUUUACCCAGCGGUUUGGAAAAGGACCAAAUUAAAACGCUCAGCACUUCUGAGCAGUCCUAUUCACGAUUCUGUGCUUACACCAGGCAAGGUGUAGAGCCAGAGCCAGAAACCAAAACCAAACCAACUGACCCUCAACCAGCUGAAGAACCUGGGAACAACUUGAAGGAUGGCAGUGCUGCUGUGCCAGCAGUCAGCUACGUAAAGGCCAAAGAGAAGACCUUGGAAGACUGGAAAUCAGAGGAACUAGCUAGAGAGAUUGUGGGAAGAGAUAAAUCUCUAGCAGACAUUCUGGAUCCUAAUGUGAAAAUAAAAACAGCGAUGGAUCUGAUGGUUGGAAUAUUCCCAAAAGAUGAACACCUCCUAGAAGAAGCUCAGCAGCGCAGGAAGCUCCUUCCAAAAGUUCCUUCUCCAAAAAUUUCAGAAGAGAAGAAAGAAGAGCAGAAUGCACCAUCUGCCAUCUCCCUGACAACCAAUUCUACUUACUACAGCACAUCUGCACCAAAGGCUGAACUGCUGAUUAAAAUGAAGGACAUGCAAGAGCAGCAGCAACAGCAACAGAGCGAAGAUGAUUCUGAAGAUGAGCUAGAUCAUGAUUUGUCAGAGAAGAAGCAAGAACUUAUUGACAGCAUUAGCAGGAAGCUACAAGUGCUGAGGGAAGCUCGGGAGACACUCCUGGAAGACAUCCAAGCAAACAAUAUUCUGGGGGAGGAGGUGGAGGCCAUUGUGAAAGAAGUCUGCAAACCAAAUGAGUUUGACAAAUUCAAGAUGUUUAUCGGAGACCUGGACAAAGUAGUCAACCUCCUGCUGUCACUCUCAGGUCGUCUGGCCCGGGUGGAAAAUGCUCUUAACAACCUGGAUGAAAACACCUCUCCUGAAGAGCGGCGGACGUUGGUAGAGAAGCAGAAGCUGCUGACCCAGCAACAUGAAGAUGCAAAAGAGCUGAAGGAGAACCUGGAUCGCCGAGAGCGCAUUGUCUUUGACAUUUUGGCGAACUAUUUGAGUGAGGAGAACUUAGCAGACUAUGAGCACUUUGUAAAAAUGAAGUCAGCCCUCAUCAUUGAGCAGCGAGAGCUUGAGGACAAGAUCAAGCUGGGGGAAGAGCAGCUUAAAUGUCUGACCGACAGCCUCCAACCUGAACGGCUCAAAUGAGAGGACAGAGUUUGACCAAGGAUGUCAAAUAUGGGGAAGAAGGAAAGGAUGGGGGCGUUUCCAAGUGUACACGUGAAUAUCUUGGCUUUUCUGAGUGUCAGAUAGAGAAACAAGUGCAUAAGAGAAAAAUAGCUUUCACAACAGCAAUAAUCUUUCAUUUUUGGGAUGACGUAUUUAAUUUUUUAGAAUACAUUUUUAUUGCUGGACUCCAUAACCACUUGUCAUUGCUUAAGUUACAGAAAGCUCCACAGAGACGGAUAGACUCUUAACCUUUCUACUCAGUAAGCUGAAAGUCUGUAGCAGUUGUGCAUGCAAGCAUUUUUUUAGAAUAGAAUGUAUACUUCCUUUAUGUUCAGAUUCUGUACAGAUUGCUGGGAAACCCAACAGCAAUUUCUGAAUGCACACAAGUACAGAAGCUCUCUCUGUAGUGGCUUUUUAGUAUUAUUUUUUUAAGACACGUUAAACAGGGGAAAUGUGCAUCUUAUAGCUAAUAUAUUCAGAUUACUGAAAUGUAGUGUCACUCUGAUCCUGUGGCAUCAGACACUUUUUUGUAAUAUUGUUUGUAGGAUUGCACUGCCCCCUCACAGAAGUAACUCUGAAAUCAGUUUCAGUUGAACAGUUCUUAAACCAGCUUGCAAAUCACCUAAUAGCUACCUUGCUGAAGAUUUUUAUAAAAAAAAAUUAAUUUCCAGGAUGUAAUUUUACACCAUCUCACUGUAAUACACAUUACCUUCUUUACUAAAUUAGACUUGAUCUAAGAAACAGGCUGGAAAUGCUGUGCUGAUUUUUUUCCAAAACAUUUCUCAUCUAAAUUAUUUAGAAAGCUCAGUUGUUCUUUCUUGUGCUUUUAAUGCAUGUUCUUCUUUCUCUUCCCUCCAAACUGCUACAUUUUAUGAAAAUAAAUGUAGGCUAAAGAUACUGCUUCUAUUUUCUUCUGAUUACUGAACAUUGUGAUUUUUUUUUAUAGACAGUUAAAUUAUAAUGAAGUUGACCUAUGUGAUGCUGUUCUUUCUUUCUACUUUCUCAGACUACCAAAUGCAAUAUAAACAGUGUCUGCCAUGUAAAUACUGUGCAUUACUUGGAGCAACUCUGCUUUGUAACUGUGAACAUAAGUGGGUUCUGUUUGUUUUUUUCAUUACACAGUGAUAAAUGAGAGAAUGCAAUUUUGCAGUAUUGGAUUACUGGUUAUGUUUUAGUAAUAUUGCCACUGACUGUAAGGUAUGAUUUCCAGUAGCUCUAAGAAGAGCUGCUAACUUGUAUUUUAGCACAGUAGUAGGUUAUGUUGACUUGCUUGGAUACCUACAGAGAAAUUCUGUAGUGUCUGAAUGUCAUGUUUUAAAGAUGAAGUUCAGUAGGCACAGGAGAGCCUUGGAUGACUUUUGUAUAUUCCUUUUCACUGUAAGGAAACCAUUUAUCUCUCCUUAAGUUAAACAGAUUGCUCAACUAUGGAACCCACUUUUGAGGCCAAUGUGGAUGCCAGUCUGUGGUGAAACAGGUCGGAGAUGCGAGUAGUUAGAUGUUGAAAAGAGAGAGAAAAGCAUUCUUUUAACUACUGGUGCAAUGGCAGCAUUCACAGAAGGUUCCUGUUUUUCACCUAAUCUCAUUCAUGGAGGGAGAUCCAGAGGGGUUCUCUCUGGGAGUUGGUGCAAAACUCUUCUGGAAGCAAUUCCUUUGCAGACAGGUGCAAACAUUAAAAGGACCAUUACCCCGUUGUAGUGCACUGUGUUGUUUACCCGGACCAAACCUGUAAUGAAAUUGUUUUGUCUGAGUUGAGGUCGCAUGGAGCUACCAUGUUAAAGGACCUACAGCUGACCUUAGUUUCUUUCUCCUAGUUCUGAAAUUUACUCUUUGGCAUCUCACAAUUACUUGCUGCUAUGUUACUUGGACAAGUGAUCCCUUUUGUCCUUACUUAUCCCUUAGCCAUAACAAUCCCAAAACUAAACAAUUCCCAAAUAAAUUAUGCUUGUCUUUAGCUUGGAGAAGUGUGCAUUGUUUUAUCUGUGGCAUUUUAAAGAUUUUACAUAUUGUGGUUACUCUGAAAUGUGUAUGUGAAAUGUGAAUAAUAAUAUAAUUACAAUGUGUUUGUAUACAGUACUUUGAUUUAGCUCUUUCUGAUAAAGGUAGCAAUAUUGUGAAUGCUAUAUAUAUUUUCCUUUUCACAGGACGAUUGUGUAGACACCAUUUUCUCCUUUCCUUUUAUAAAUCUGUUGAAAGUCUCUCACCCCAGGAGCCUGAAGAUGGUUGCCUCCCAAUGUUGUAUGUAAAUCUGUAAAUAACUCCACUGUUGUUUUUUUGAAAAAAUCUGGUGCUAAUGUUUUGCCUUUGGCAUCCUGGAGAUGGCUGUUUUUUCACCUUAUAUUGUUCUCAAUUUUAGGAUCUCUUUGUAUAGUGAGACUUCCACUAUGUUCCUCCAAUUGUUUGGAUCCUGCAGCCCAGAGUGAAAAUGUACAGUUUUCCUGCUUAACACUUCACACUUACCUACUGAAAAAUGGUAUUGCUUGACUUUGAGAAAAUAAACUGUAUAUUUCAAUGUACGGA